AUGUUCUACCAAAUCUUUUUGCAAAAGGGGUUAUCAGCCAGGUUGACAAGGAAGAAAUUAUCGCUGAAGAAACUAAUCAUGGCCCCCAAGUAGCUGCCCUGAUGCUGAUAGACAGAAUAUACCGUCAUAAGCCUGGCUGGUACAGAGACUUUUUAGAGGUAUUAGAAGCAACUGGUUAUGAACAUCUUGUAAAGGAAAUAGAUCCAGACUUUGUUUCAGGAAUGGAGACUUUGGGUGAAGAGAAUAGACAGUUUUCACACAAAGAAUUGCUUCGGGUAUUUGAACCAGCAUUUGUGAUGAAUCUUAUCCCAUCGCAUCUUCUGCCUUUUUGUCCAUUCCUCCGUGAAUCUCAACACGCAAUCUUGAGAGCAGAAAGGACCAGCUCACCACAAAAAGCAGUGAUGGAGCUCUUUGAAAAGUUACAGGCAGUAGAUGAAGUGAAAGAACCAGGGUGGUUUCAAUCAUUUCUCGAUGCACUGGAAUCAGCGGAAUUUUUCACCUUGGCCAACCUACUGCAAGACACUUUGACACAUUCACCAGAGACUGAUGAAAACUGCAAGCAUAUCAUCAAUGUAUUCACUCCUCUUCUCUAUGAAAAUAUAAUACCCAGGGAUGUUCUACCAAAUCUUUUUGCAAAAGGGGUUAUCAACCAAUCUGACAAGGAAGAAAUUAUGGCUGAAGAAACUAAUCAUGGCUCCCAAACAGCUGCCCAAAUGCUGAUAGACAGAAUAUACCGACAUAAGCCUGGCUGGUACAGAGACUUUUUAGAGGUAUUGGAAGCAACUGGUUAUGAACAUCUUGUAAAGGAAAUAGAUCCAGACUUUGUUUCAGGUGUAAAGGAGACCCUAGAUGCUGAUGGUGCAAAUGGGAGUGGUGGAAAUAAUGGUAGGAAAACCGAGAAGACCGCCUCCAUCUGCCUCUAA
Molecule: messenger RNA, 923 nt
Organism: Lingula anatina
Lineage: Eukaryota; Metazoa; Brachiopoda; Lingulata; Lingulida; Lingulidae
Product: antiviral innate immune response receptor RIG-I
Biological process (GO): cytoplasmic pattern recognition receptor signaling pathway; antiviral innate immune response
Cellular component (GO): cytoplasm
Molecular function (GO): DNA binding; single-stranded RNA binding; double-stranded RNA binding
Source: RefSeq, a predicted model, not a curated record